This is a messenger RNA of Neodiprion virginianus, 1093 nucleotides long. RefSeq names its product histone H2A. Lineage: Eukaryota; Metazoa; Arthropoda; Insecta; Hymenoptera; Diprionidae. Bases 47 to 421 code for a protein of 124 amino acids. Gene Ontology annotation, molecular function: DNA binding; protein heterodimerization activity; structural constituent of chromatin. The record is from RefSeq and is a predicted model, not a curated record. Gene Ontology annotation, cellular component: nucleosome. The transcript has a single exon.
GUUGACGCUUGGGUCUCUCUACGCGCACAAGUUAACAAUUAUCACUAUGUCUGGACGUGGUAAAGGCGGUAAAGUCAAGGGCAAGGCAAAGUCCCGUUCGAGUAGAGCAGGACUUCAGUUCCCGGUGGGUCGUAUUCAUCGGCUACUUCGCAAAGGAAAUUAUGCCGAACGAGUUGGUGCUGGAGCUCCGGUAUACCUCGCCGCUGUGAUGGAGUACUUGGCUGCUGAAGUUUUGGAAUUGGCCGGUAAUGCUGCCCGGGACAAUAAGAAGACCAGGAUUAUUCCUCGUCAUUUGCAGCUGGCCAUUCGUAACGAUGAAGAGUUGAACAAACUGUUGUCUGGAGUUACUAUUGCCCAAGGUGGUGUUCUGCCCAACAUUCAAGCUGUUCUCCUACCAAAGAAGACCGAGAAGAAGGCUUAAAUUUACUGCACAAACAAAUAACCUUAAACGGCCCUUUUCAGGGCCACAAAAUCGUUCAAUAUGCUUAGAACAACGUCUUGCACAAUCCGCAACCUCAUCUUGUUACCUUCCUAAUAUAACUCAUAUUCGUGAACACUUCAAAUUAUAUGUACUUUGGUACACAUUCAAAUCUUGGCAUACAUAUAUUGCUUAAAAUUCGCAAGAUACUCUAUUAAUCAUUAAACCCAGUAUUGCUAAUUCAACGGAUAAAUACGCCCUCCAGAUUCUUUUCAGUGUACUGUGGUAAAUUCAUCGAUUCUUCGAAAACGACGGCGUAAUUCGUAUAUUCCUCUGCUCAAUUCAAUUGAACUCCGAAAAUUUAUAAAGAAAAUCUUUAUUGAUUGCGUAAAUCGAUUCGCUUUGCUUGAUUAAUCAGAGAUGGAUACUUGAUGACAGUCAUGACAUUUCACAGGACAUAUGUCUUGUCAUGUAUUCACGUUUAAUCGAAUGAUGACUCGACUCUUCAGAAUUGGAACAGAAAAUUAAGCUGGGACAUUUUAUACAUAGUAAAUGUAAUUUGCUGAAAGUCGAAUGUUUCUUCUAUACGCAACGCAAUAUUCUUAAAAUCAGUGCAAAAAUUAUUUGGAAUGCAAUGAUUUUUUGUGGUACGGUACGUACAAACAUUUGAAUUGU